Solenopsis invicta (red fire ant) is the source of this 9211-nucleotide messenger RNA. It is a transcript of the gene Eip78C, whose product is annotated as ecdysone-induced protein 78C. Gene Ontology annotation, biological process: regulation of DNA-templated transcription. NCBI's taxonomy places the organism in Eukaryota, Metazoa, Arthropoda, Insecta, Hymenoptera, Formicidae. The transcript has 8 exons. The coding region runs from base 474 to 2003 and encodes 509 amino acids. Gene Ontology annotation, molecular function: sequence-specific DNA binding; zinc ion binding; nuclear receptor activity. The record is from RefSeq and is a predicted model, not a curated record.
GCGGCGCCCCGCGGUGGUGUCGCGAGGGGGCGGUAGGGGUGGCGAUGCCGUUCGCCAGUUGUUACCCGUAAGCCCGCGCUUGCGGACGACGGGCGUGAAAACCAUCAGCCCCCGCGAUCAUCCCCCGUCGUCGCACGACUCGAGCUCCCUCGAUUCUGUGUGAUUUUUGUCCUCCGGCCCCCCCGCUCCGUACCCUCUUCCUCACGCAAGGGAACCGACCGCUCUCCACCGUGGUCCACCACGCUCGUGAUCGUCGUUUGGCCGACGAACCACCUCCUCGCGCGCACGGCUCGUCGCCAUCGUCGUGAUCGUCACGAUCGCGCGCGCUGCCGUACUCGUCGUCCGUAAUCAGCCCCUUUCCUUCCCCCCCAGUCCCUCCCGCCGCUCACUCCCUCGCGGGAUAUCGCGUAGCGCGUAUCGCAUAGCGGUGGUGGUGCUGGUGUUGGUGGUGGUGGCCGUCAUCGGUAUGAACGAUGAUGGACGUGGAGGAGACCAACACGGCGUCCACCGCGAGCUCCUCGCCGAGACCCUCCAGCCCCGCCGCGGACUCCACUUUCAUCAGCGUGAAGAAAGAACCUACGGACGAGCCCAGCAGCCCUUUGGAGGCCACCAGUCCCGGUUCCAUCCUACGCAACAACAACGAGCAGCAUUACGCAGCAGCUGACUCCAACAGUUCGACGCCCGCUAAGAGUUUCGUACCCUGUAAAGUUUGCGGCGAUAAGGCGAGCGGCUAUCAUUACGGCGUUACUAGCUGCGAGGGUUGCAAAGGCUUCUUCAGGAGAAGCAUACAGAAGCAGAUAGAGUACAGGUGCUUGAGGGACGGCAAGUGUCUUGUCAUCAGAUUAAAUCGGAACCGUUGCCAGUACUGCAGAUUCAAGAAGUGCCUAGCCGUCGGCAUGUCCAGAGACUCCGUAAGAUACGGCAGGGUGCCGAAACGCUCGAGAGAACGCGGCCCCGAGGACACGAUGGCGACGACCAUGACGACGACGACGACGACGACGACGAUGGCGGCCAUGGAGAUGCAGCAACUGAACACGCCCGAUACUGGCAACAACAACGCCAGCAACAAGAACAACAAUAACAACAACAAUAACAACAACAACAACAAUAAUAACACUCAAAGCCAGAACGCGAUCUCACGGGUACCGUCGGCGGCGGUGGUCGAGGCUGAUCAAUCGGACGCUGACGUGAAGCAACUAGCCGUAUACGAUGUGAUUCAUCAGGUCUCGCAAGCUCAUCACGCUCAUUGCGGCUUCACGGAAGAAUCCACCAGGGGCCUCACGAGGAAACCUAUGAUAAUACCGGCGAGUAAUUCUUCGCAGCCCGCGAGCCCGGAAGAUCCAGAAGCGGCGUCCUCGACCGCGGAGACGGUCGAGUCGCAGAGGAUCUGGCUGUGGCAGCAAUUUGCCACGAGGGUGACGCCGUCGGUGCAGAGGGUGGUGGAGUUCGCGAAACGAAUGCCGGGAUUCUGCGAGCUCUCGCAGGACGACCAGCUGAUCCUGAUCAAAGUCGGCUUCUUCGAGGUGUGGCUCUGCCACAUCUCCAAGAUGACCACCGACAAUUCGAUGACCUUUGAAGACGGCACCUACUUCACCCGCCAGCAGCUGGAACUCAUGUACGAGCCCGACUUUGUGUCCGCGCUGAUGCAAGUCACGUCGUCGCUGAACGCCCACCAACUGACGGACACCGAGCUGGGCCUGUUCUCGGCGGCGGUGCUGCUGAACGAGCGACAGGGACUGAACGACGUCAAGGCCGUGCAAAGGUUGCAGGAUCGCGUGCUGGAGGCGUUGAGGGUGCAAGCAACGCGACCCUCCGGCGAGGGUGCCGGCGGCACGGUCACCGCGAUCACCAACGUCUCGCAGAGGAUACCCGAGCUGAGAGCACUCGGCGCCAGACACGCCAAUCUCCUAGAUUGGUUCCGCAGGAACUGGACGAAGCUCAAGUUACCGCCGCUAUUCGCCGAAAUAUUCGACAUUCCCAAGUGCGAGGAGGAUUUGCAAUGAAAAGCAGCUUCUGUAAGCUACAGCGAGGUAAUUCGAGACCAAUAAAUGCCGUGGUGUCGGCGAGAAAGCGAGUCGCCCAGCGCUUACCGAGGCCGUUCUGAGUAUCUAGAAUCGUUCGUUUUAACUCGUAGAGUUAGCGAAACUCAUCUAACACGAUCACGAGAUUCGAAUUGCAUGGAGAACGGUCGAGACGGAGGAACGAAGCGUGCCCGUGAAGAUUGUCUAUCGCAAAGGAUAUUAGAACAUUGAAGUUAAAAGGAAAAUGAAGACGCCGCGACGUCUGUCGUCGACGGCGAGAUUUCUCGUUGACUUGUCGCUAGAUAUCUCGGUUGAAAAGUCAGCGGGGCGAAAAAAAGAGGAACAUUUUCGGAAGCCGAGGGAUCGCGAAAGACUUGCCGUACCAGAAAAUUAAAAGAGAGAAAGGAAGAAAAUUACGCAAUCGUCGGUGAUUUCAACAGCGAAGCCGAGCAGUGGACUUCUCGCGGCGAUUCUUUAGGAGACUUCUCCGGGAUGUUUCGAUCGCACCAGCGGAAGAUGACCUCAAGAGAGAGAGAGAGAGAGGAGGGAAAAAGAUCACCUUUAAAAGGCCGCGCAAGCAAUAAGACGGAGUUCUCCGUGCGAGCGCCGCGCAAGCUCGGAGGAAAAUUCACAGGCGCAAUUUGCUCAAAUUUAAUGGAAACGGCUUUGUACUAUUCGCCAGGCAAUAGUACACACUCAUUACAGCGCAGGCGUACGUUUCCGAACGGGCGUAUACUUGAAAUACUCAGUCGACGAGGGAAGAAUCUUUCGCGCUGCUUUGCCGCCGCGCCAAGUAAUCGGAUGGCUGUUUUAACGAGCGUCGCGAUGAGAGAACAAGCACAAAAUAAACGUAAUAGAGUCAUGGACGUCCGUUCGUGCUCAAGAUUCUGUGGUCCUUUAUUUUCUUCUUCUGUUUCUUUAGAUAAUUCUAAGAUUUAAGGAUAUAUACGUAUUAUAUACAGCGUACAGUACCCAUCUCUGAGCGGCUAGAAAUGGAAAUCGGCCAAAUGAUAGCAUCCGAAACACCAACUAUACUCAACGGACAUAUCAGAAAUUAAGAUUACAAAGUGUUCCCUCGUGUAUUAAGCGUUGCCGAGCACGUACGUAUCUCUUGCAGGUGUCGCGACCAGCGUAAAUGCGACGAGUUAGAAUUUCGAUGUUGCAGACGCGUGAAAAAGAAUUCAUUUCAAUGAACGAUGUAUCUCACGAAAUGGGAGAAAAGAACUACGAAUUUCUUCUCAAAUAAAAACUGAAUACUUAUAUCGCACGUUUCUUAUGAUGCUUUGAAUCAAUGUUAAAUAACUCGGUUAAAAAAAAACGCACGACACUACGUGAGAGUACUUACGACAAUUCAAAGGAAAGAUUCACGCUUUCGAAAGUUGUAAAUCACAUUUGCAUGCGAUUUCUAAAAGUGCUAUGGAAUUUCGCAAACUUCGUAAAAAAUUUUGAAAUUUACCCUCCAUUUAUAUCUGUGACAGCUUCGUAAAGAAUCAGUAAGUGGUUUUCUAAAGCACUGAUUUAAAAAGUAGAAGAGAGUAGCUGUAAAAUGUAUGAAUCUUUUUGAAAAAGUUUAUUACUAUCAUUUUGGCGAAAUUAAAAACUAUAUAAUCUACAAAAUGUAUAAUACAAGAUGACCAGACAUUUCGACUUUACAUUAGGUCAUCCUCAAUGUCAAGUACGAAUUAAAAAUUCACAGUGAAUAACUAAAAUGUCGUGUUUUUAACAAAAAAUUCAACAACAAUUUUAAUUAUAUUUUAUAAUUAUAUACAUACAUAUACACGUUAACUACUCGACCAAUCGAGAUACAUUUCUACGUGUCCCCAACAUCGAAAGUCGAACAACUUGACAUCGUUUUCGAUCCCCUCGGUUUGUCGCGACACCGAGAUGAUAAUGAACGAUUGUACGGCCGUGUAAAUGUAAAACAAAGCGCGUGUAUGCGAUUAAGCACAACGGCUCGCGCGACAUAAGCGCGAGGCAUGCAUACAUAUACGCAUACAGCAGCUAUGAGCUUACGUGUGUAAUUGAAGGCGCAUGGGCGCUGAGAGGAAGCAUACAAAUUUCAUUGCUGUAAGGCUCGAGAGGAAAUCUUUAUAGAACGUAUCUUCUUAUAGGCGCAUCUGCUACGAAUUUCAAUCUAUGCAAUCUCUAUUUUUAUUACUCGACAAGUAGAAUAGCGAAUUAUAUCUCGAUAUACAUAUAUAUAAUUAUAUAAUAUAAUUAUAUAUAUAUAAUUAUAUAUCGUCGCGCGACGUUUCGGGAGACCGUUCCGGGCGGAAGCGCGCAAGAGCGUACCGGAAUGCGAAAACGGCGAUUCGGAUUAAAGUUCCUCAAUUAAUCGCGCGAAAAAAAGAAUUUGCACGUCUACUCGUCGCGGCGAAAUCGUGUCUGUGAUCUGUAAACCGCGCCCCGGCGAACGCGAAACGCGACGAGUCCACACGCGCUUUACGCACGUGCGUACAAAAAUCUGCGGAACGACGCGUACACACCGGCGAUACACGUGGCCCGCGUACAAACACGACAUCCUCAUAAACACAUGCACAUACACGUACACACGCAACGUCCAGAAAACUUUGAACCUGACUCGCGAUUCCGCGCGGAACGAUCCUGCGGCGAGCGCGACCAAGCUCUUCAAACUUUAAACAUUAAUAAACUUUCUGACAAUGACUAGCGUAUAAUGCAUAACGAUAUAUAAUUGCGGAGCGUGCGUGCGCGUACCCGCGCACGUGUCUGCCUGUUUGUGUGUGCGUCUGUGUGAGUCGUGUGUGUAUGUGUGUGUGUAUGCGCGAGAGUGCAUCGAAAUACUCAUCCGUGGAAACGUGGAAUAAGUGAGCAAAAAAAAAAGGAAAUUUAUCGAUAUAGAUAUCACUGUUUUACCUAUACGCCGGGCGUGCUUAAAGUAACGACGUUGAACCCGGUUUAUUAUCGCUAUCACUCAAAUCGAAAGGGAGGAAACGAAGACGCGCGCCGUCCUUGCGAUAUUCAAGGAUGGAAGGAAGAAUUUUCCAAUUCUUUAUCACUCUAUCUCUUUUUCUCGCUCUUUCUCACUCUUUCUAAGCGCUCACAUCAAGUUGUGAAUAAACAUAUCAUACUUAAUUAAUAUAUUGGACAAAGAGGAUAUCAUCGUUUAAUAUAAUAUAAAUAUAUAUACAAAUAUAUAUAUAGGAGAAAUAUAUAUAUGUAUAUUACAAAGGAACAUUAUAUUGAAGCUAUAUUGAAGCAAAAAAAAAAGAAGUAGCUGUUAAUUAACGCGUUAAUGUCGAGCGAAUCGCAAGGUAGGACAUAUCGGUGAUUUCAACGCAACGAUCACGAUCACGUGGUAGUGUUCUCUCGCUUUUAUAUUCUAAUCAUCGUAAUCGGCAAUGGAGGAAGGUCUCUCGUGAUUCAAUAUAAAGUCGAGCGUGCGUGACUUGGCGCUUAUUGAUCGUCAUAUUGUUUCUGCUUUCUAUCCGAUCAUUGCGAUACGAGAAAAAUGUCGAUUAGCGGGCUUCAGGGCUUGGUAUAAAAUUUCGAGGGAGGAUAUCUCCGGACGUGUAGUCCAAUGGCGAGACUCGAUGGCGACACGUGGAUAUUCCUUGGCUGAAAAUUGAGGGAAAAGGCUGUGAGAGAUAAAUUUCGGUGCAAUGUGCAAUAUUGGCAUAAUUUUCCAAUUUCAAGGAAUUCCGGUGAUCAAAAAGAGGAAAUGAAGAAAAGAUUAAACGAAAGAAAGAGAAUAAAAGAUAAGAAAAAAACAGAGGCUGGGGGGGGGAGAAAGGGACUCCUCAAAUAUUAAUUCUUGUUAUGUCACCCUGUCUUGGUGCAAAUUAAAGAUGAGCAACGUAAUUGAAUAUAAUAGACGCAAGUGGACAAAUAUUAUAAAUAGUACCACUUUCUUUCGAGAUCGACAUUUUUCUCUCCGGUUACGUCACGGUCGUACUCUUCAAAAUUUCUAGUCCCACGAAAAUUAUUCGCCGAGUUAGCAGUCGUGAAUUGAAGAGGUGUUCUGGCGAGCGUUGCUGGAGUAUAUAAUUAAACGGCCAAAUACAUCAUAGUAAUAAUAUAGCGUAAUAUUGUAUUAUUAUGAUAAAAAGCAAGAUAAUUCUCUAUCUGUCUCUGUCUCUUAACGACGACGCCGGUCAAUCGUCCUUCGUCGUCCUUGCGCAACGCCGAUAGUGUUCCUUCGUGUUCUUGCCGGUUGUCCGCGCGCGAAUCGAUGAUGCUCCACUUUUAGGGACGCACCCAGAUCCCUUCGCCCUGAUCUCGCCCAGAUCUUUCGCUCCGAUCGCCGGCGAUCCUUCGUUCUUCGACUUUUCGUAAACGCGCGACGAUUGGCCGGUACGGUCAAUAAAGGAUGAAAUACACACGAUACGAGAAAAAAUGGAACGAUAAUCAAGUUGAUGUAUUUUGAAUCUCGAUAUACGUAGUGCGGGAAGGACCGAAUAAAAGCCAGAUCGCAGACGUUGCUGCGCAAACGUUCGUGCUCCAAUGUAUAUGAGACUGAGUUUGCCAUCGAGCGGGAUCCAAAUCAUACCUUCUACCAUCUGCAGCCUGCAGAUUUUAUCGGCCCUUCUCUCCUCUCCUCUUAUUUCAUAUCAAAGAACCUCUCUUUUCAUUUUCUCUCUUCUUUUGAACUUAUUAAACCGACCUGAAGGGACUUGGAGUGAUUUGUCCUUCUCCGUCUUUCCCAUAUCCUCAAUUUUUUUCUUUUUCCCCUCUCGUGUUCCGACCGAGACGCAAGAUUCGCCCGCUCCUUUAGUUCGCCCUCCUUCCGCCAUCUUCUCCGGAUCUCCUAAUUUGAGCUUUUCCGCUUUGUCCCUUUUUAGGUUUCAAGAUACGAGAUUUCGGUCAUGGUGCUAUAGUAUCUGUAUAUAUAUACAAAUCGUUGGUAUAAUCAAUAUAGUUACGAUUAAUAUUAUUGCGGUUAAAAUCCGAUUAUUAUCGCUGUGCUCCUCCCACUGCUAUUAUCAUUAUCAUUGAUAUGUUUAUUAUCGUUAUUGCUACCAUUAUUAUUAUAACUAUUAUUACGAUUAUAAUUAUUAUUAUCGAUAAAAUAUUAUUAUUAUUAUUAUUAUUAUUAUUGCUACAUUGAUUGUACUUAUUAGUGAUUAUAAUCUAUAUUAACGUUAUAUAUCGUCAGCGGCGCUAUUUAAGUCAAGGAAAGGCAAAUGCUAGAAUGAUGAUAAGACGGUCCAGACGGUUUUUUGAAAUACUUUCAUGUAUUCCGCCCACAGUUACUGCAUAAUACCCGCCACAUAAUAACCGCUCUUCGGUUUAAUACAGACUCCAGGUUACACGCGCGCUUAUACAUACCCGUUUUCUAUACACAUCAAAAGCAGUGACAUAUACUUCCACAAAUAUACAGGACAGCCACAAAUUCGCGCAACGAAAUUUCAACAAAUUCUGUGGAGCCAAUUUUUCCCUGACUCAAUUCAUUUGCCUGACUUAGUUCAAUUUUAUCGAUUGAAUUUUAUAUUUUAUUUUUGAUUUACGUAAUGUAAAUUCUUUUUGGAACGACAUUCCAUUUGGAUCUAUUUAAAAUCAAAUUAGAAAUAAAAUUAUUAUCUAUUAUUUACAAAAUUUAAAUUGCGGAAAAGUUGUAUACUUCACUACGUAGUCUGACAUUUAUAUUAAGAGGAGAUCGAUUUUAAAUUGAACUAAAAAGAAAAUGUUAGAUCGAGCACUGAGCGCGAAAUUUGCGUUUAUCUUGUAUACUAUCUAAAAGCGUUUGAUAAAAAAAGCGCGAGCCUUGUUUGAAAAUGAAAUUGUUAACAAAUCACAAAAGCAUUUUAUAUAAGACUCGUUUAUAUUCACAGAUCUUUUAAUUCGUUAAGAUAAAACUAAUUCGAAAAAAUUGAUUAUUCUUUAUCAAGCGACUUGGAUUUACAGUGAACAGUGGUCGACGUAUAAAUAGUGAAUACUAUGAUCUUCUGAAUUAAAAAUACUUCAUACUUUUCAAACUGAAAAUUUUCGAAAGUCUCUCUUACACUUUCGUUGAAAUUAACAUCGUUACUGUUUAAAACAGAUCAAUAUUACUCUUUUAACAAAUACAUAUCGAUGUAUUAAUCUUCGAAUUAUUCAUCUUUUCUAUGAAAUAAAGUAUUACAUAAUUAAUCGUUCUCUUCAUGUGAAGAAAUAUGAUGAAUCGAACUGUAAUAAAUAUUUGUUCCUAUUUACAUGCUCGCCACUGUACAUACGUGCAUAUACAAAGUACCCCAGUCAUCGCGCACUUUCUUGCGACUUUGAAUUCGGCAAAAGUUUCGUCUAAUUAAUUUUCAAAUUAAUGUUUCGUUGAAGUAAAAUCCGCUUAUAAAUUAUACGAGAAAUACAUAUUACCUUUUAUUUGCAUAUCGACGAAGCGAAGAGUACUUCGAUUUCACUAAAUUGCAACAGAAUGAUUGUUUAAAUCUUAUAAAUUUUUUAUUUUUUCAUUUUGUCUUGAAGUUCCUGAGAGAGAAAAUUUAACGUCUGAUAUCCACAGUCGAAGGGGAAAAUGCGCGACACACGGAAUACCAUAUACACAUACAUUAUUAACGAAGAUGAAGACGAUGGCGACGACAAGGAUAAUGAUAACGGUGGGCGAUAUCGGCGUGCCAAGGGAGGCGGGAAUUAUUCUUAAAAGAAUAUAUAUUACAUAUAUAUGUAUAAAAUAUAAUAUAAACGAAGAUAAAACGAUAUUAAGGGUAACUACGACAAAAAAAAAAUGACUGCUCUAUACUGCUAAAGUACAAAUGUUUUCAUUUAGUUAUUUUAUAAGAUGAUAUCGAUUUGUUAGGACCCGCGUUUGUGCCUCGCAUUUAACGCUAAACGCGACUGUCGCGAGUGGUUUUCAUUUGUCUCAUAAUAAAAGUUGCGUGUACAAUGUUAUAUGAAAUUGAGAUAUGACUGCAUACAGAAGAUGUUAGAUAUGAGAUAUGAACGCGGGUCUAAGUUUAUAGCGCGUCGGCUUGGGCACACAUACAUAUAAGCCGGCGCGUAUAUAUGUAUAUCUGUAUUUAUUUGUUAAUCUCUAUACGUGUGGCUUGCCAAAGCCGCGCGUGUAUAUUCAUACAGGAUAUCGCAAAAAUUGCAUUGUUUCCAUCGAACUUUUGAUCCACCACGGUAUUUUUCAUUAGUUUAGAGCCGAUCGUUUCCUCAUAAAUUUUUGCAAACAAUAGUUUUCCCCAAAUCUCUGUAAUAAUAAUUCAAAUUUAAAUAGAGAAGUUUAUCUAAAAUGA